CAUGACGUUUACCACAAAAACAAGCACCUUGCGAGGUACAUAUCACCAAGGAGUGUGGGGGAUGCAGGCAGCUCUUCUGGGCAACAUGUUGUGACAGCAGCACCCAGAGCUAGCAGGUGACAGAAACACUGUGUAAGCAGCCAUGUCAGAAGGGCAGGUGAACAAGGCCAAGGAAGCAGACGGCCUAGCUAUGCAGAGCCACAAUAACAGCUCGGCUAAGCUGUCAAAAACUGACAUGUUUUCGGAAGGCUCUGCAACCAUGGAUCAAGAUGGAGAGGUGCAGCUUGAAGUCACAGAAGAACUCCCAAAGUCCGAACAACCAAAGAAGUGCCUUGCUCUACGGACUUGCUGCCAUAGGACCUUCAAACCCAUUCAAACACACUACAAUCCAUUGCCAGAAAAUGCCACGCUUGGUCAAAAAGUGAAAUAUUUUUUUAUGUGUCCGCCCCAUGGGAAAGUAGGAGGCUUUCUGCUGUUGCUGUUCAUGUUUGGGGUGUGGCUCGCAGUCUUGAUCUCAUUGACUGGGGCGGAGGCUCUUCCAGGUGGCAACCUGUUUGCAUUGCUUGUGUUGUUUGUUGCCUGUUGGUUUGGUGGAUAUUUGGUGUCACUGGUUAAAAACAUCAUCCCUUUCCUGCCCCUUCCACCGUUGCUAGGCAUGUUGAUUGUAGGAGGAAUCCUGCGAAAUGUUCCCCACAUUGCCAUCUCCACUGAUAUACACCCAGCCUGGUCAUCAGGAGCCCGGAAUAUGGCUCUGGGCAUCAUCCUACUGCGAGCCGGACUCGGGCUUGACCCGUCUGCUCUCAGGAAGCUCUCUUUUGUCGUCUUCAGGCUGGCCUUCUCACCGUGUCUGAUGGAGACGGUUGCUGAUGCAGUUGCAGCACAUCUCCUGCUUGGAUUUCCCUGGGAAUGGGGCUUCAUGCUCGGGUUUGUGAUUGCUGCAGUGUCCCCAGCGGUGGUGGUCCCUUGUCUGCUGGCAUUGCAGGAACAGGGGUAUGGAGUGGACAAGGGCAUCCCCACCCUCGUCAUCGCGGCGGCCAGUAUUGAUGAUGUUCUUGCCAUCACUGGCUUCGGUGUUGUGAUGGGUAUUGCCUUCUCACAAGGCAACUUGGUGUGGACCCUGCUGAAGGGCCCCUUGGAAGCCGUGGUGGGCGUCGCCCUGGGUGUUGUGGCUGGGGUCAUACUCUGGUACUUCCCACAACGCAGCAGUAAAAACCUGGUGUUGUUUCGGUCCGUGAUGUUGGUUGGGUUCGGUCUGAUGGCCAUCUUCCUCUCCACUUACCUCAAGUGGGCGGGGUCUGGGCCCCUGGGGUGCCUCACUCUCGGAUUUGUGGCUGCACUGAAAUGGAGGAAAGAGUUCAAGGAGGGUGAACAGAAUCCGAUUGAGGGUGUGGUGGGAGUCUUAUGGAUGAUCUUUCAACCAUUACUGUUUGGUCUGAUUGGAGCUGAGGUGGAGAUCGCGACUAUUGACAAGAACACCAUUGGUCUUGGCCUAGCCACUCUUGGAAUCGGGUUGGCAGUACGGAUGGUGGUGUCCUUCCUGGCAGUGUUCUUCACCCCUCUCAACAAAAAGGAGAGGAUGUUCAUUCCAUUUGCAUGGCUUCCCAAAGCUACAGUCCAGGCUGCUAUUGGUGCCAAAGCCUAUGAAAUGGCUGUUUCUGAAGGAAAACCAGAGCUGGAGAAUUUAGGCAAACAGAUCCUGACCAUUGCUGUGUUGGCCAUCCUGAUCACUGCUCCCAUUGGCGCUGCUCUGGUCACCAUCUUCGGACCUCGGCUGCUGAAGAAGACAGAAAACAUUCAGGAUGGGGACGUUGGAGACAGACGAUCACAUGACCUACAGGGACAAAACAAUCCUGUGUUCUCUGUACAGGAUGAGUCAAGUACAGCGGACUCAGGGUGCAUCCAGAAGGAAGAUGUAUCUGGUCAAGAGGAUGAGUUAAAUGGCAGCAGACAAGAGGAGUCUAACAUCGACACCAUUAGGCUGUAGCCAGUUACCCUGGAACCUGAAACAUCUUCAAUCAUUUAUUAUCAUUUAUUUGAGUAGUCAAGAAAUCCAUAUACUUAUACAAAUAUUUUUUACAACAUUACAAGGUCCUAAAGAUCCUUUAGUAUUUUACAAGCCAUGCAUUGCUUCAAGAUUGCCAUCAGUCAGGAUGUAAGUAUAUCCCUUGCUAACACCCUUUGCGAUAACUUGGCUUAAGUUAAACUGCGAGGUAAUAACUGGAUUCCAUGUCAUCGAAACAUCAGAAAUAGCCUAUCAACAAAUCUGCUGUUGGGUUCAAGUUAAUCAUGAUGCAAAUAUUAACUACAAUGUACCUAAAUUCUCUGCUAAUGGCAGACUCCAUGCUCAACACACAAGCAUUGGAACAUUGUACUAACUUAUAUAAGACACCUUUAUUCAUAAAGAUUGCAGAUUGCUAUUGCUACCUGUAGCAAAAUAUUAUGUUAGUUUGCCCUUAUUCCAUGUUAUGUAUAACACAGGUGUCUAAUGUCGGGGGGGGGGGGGCAUCCAUGGAGCCGAAAGACCUGUGUUAUGGCAAGGGAUGAAACUCAUUCUUUCAACAGAGGUUACUCAAGUCAUAUCUUGACUUGAGUAACCUCUAUGGGAAGAGAAUGGUGUAAACUAUGCAGUAUUUGUUUCUGUGAUAUUUAAUCAAGAUUUGUUAUAAUGUGUUCUUUGUUGUUGUUUCUAUUUGUGUUUUGUAUACAAAUCAUGCUGAAAUCCAUUGACAGAAAAUCCUUCAGAAAAUUUUAUUUAUUUAUAUGUAUGUAUGCUCAGUGUUUCAUGGUCCUGGGUUUCCCAUUUACUGACAAGGGUAAAUGUU
Messenger RNA from Haliotis rubra (blacklip abalone), 2822 nucleotides. RefSeq names its product sodium/hydrogen exchanger 9B2-like. Gene Ontology annotation, cellular component: membrane. Gene Ontology annotation, molecular function: antiporter activity. Gene Ontology annotation, biological process: proton transmembrane transport. The record is from RefSeq and is a predicted model, not a curated record. Lineage: Eukaryota; Metazoa; Mollusca; Gastropoda; Lepetellida; Haliotidae.